UGAAAGUUAAACGUUCAACAUUUGAUAUAUGUGCAAAGUUUAUAUCUUUUUGAUAACCUGGAUAAUCUGUUCGAGUAAAAUAAAGUAUUACGCUGAAGGUUAUACAGAAUAUGAUCUGUGGGCUCUACAGAAUGCUAGCACUGAUAAAAUCCAAAUUGCUGGUAAAGGUCUUAAUUCUACUGGUCUUCUUUCAUUUUCACCUCCACCAUUUGUUGCCAACUGCACAGUGAAGUUGAUGAGACCUGAAGGACAUCAUAUUGUUUUAAGCAUCGAAAGACUAACUGUGCACAGUACAUGUCAAAAUUACUUGAAAUUCAUCAGCCAAUCGAAGGAAAAGACUUUCUGUAAAGCAGUUGAUAAGACUGAUUUUGAAUUCAAUACACUUAUAUUCUACAACGAAAUGGUAACUGUCAGUUUCGUACUGAGUGUAGCCCAACUUCUGCCACCAUAUUUGAAGAUUGUGUUCACUGUUGUUCAUAAUGAACCUUGCGGAAACGAUGCAUUCAAAUGCACCAACAGGUUCUGUGUUUGGAAAGAUCUGAAAUGUGACAGUUACAAUAAUUGUGGUGAUUUUUCUGAUGAAAUUCGUCCAAAUAGUUCAAUCGCCUGCUACAUCACAGAGAAAAAUCAAACUACGGGCGGAGACACAUCUAUAUCAAAUUUCAAAUCCAGAAUUAUUUUAUAUACUUCCAUAGCAUUAUUUGUAACAUUUAUGUUCUUAGUUAUUGUGUAUAUAAUGAAAAAAUGGUAAUUACUGUAAAAGUAACUAGUAGGAAUUUACACGUAUUUGCUUUAAUUACUUCAGUGAGAUACUGAACAACAAAAGUUAUUCAUCUUUAAAAUUAGGUUAAUUGACUUACGAACUCACAAAUUUGUGUAGUGAUAAACAUUAGCCUUAAUGCUAAAGAUUUAUAAGUAAAGCAACGUAUGUAUAUGUAGUAAAAUUGAGUGUUAAUUUAUCUAAAAAGAAAGGAAGAAAACAUUUCAUUUUGGUUAAAAACUUUAUUAGUUCAAUUUGUUUCAUAAAAUAAUUUUCAAAAUUUUAAAUGUUUAUAAAAUGAAUUCAAGACGAAAAGUCAUUUGCUUCUGCGUAAACAUAAUUUUAAACAUUCGACAAGAAACUUUAGAAAAGUAAUUUUUUCUUAAACGGAAAAUAUUCUAGAAUGAAGGCAGAUUUUCUGUCGAGUCAAAGAUCAUAUUCCAAAAUAAUAAUAAUAAUAAUAAU
Messenger RNA from Stegodyphus dumicola, 1225 nucleotides. RefSeq lists its product as uncharacterized. The record is from RefSeq and is a predicted model, not a curated record. Lineage: Eukaryota; Metazoa; Arthropoda; Arachnida; Araneae; Eresidae.